Molecule: messenger RNA, 2145 nt
Organism: Motacilla alba alba
Lineage: Eukaryota; Metazoa; Chordata; Aves; Passeriformes; Motacillidae
Gene: SPR
Product: sepiapterin reductase
Exons: 3
Coding region: 27-902 (291 amino acids)
Biological process (GO): tetrahydrobiopterin biosynthetic process
Molecular function (GO): sepiapterin reductase (NADP+) activity
Source: RefSeq, a predicted model, not a curated record
CCACGCCCCCUCCGCUGUGUUCCGGGAUGGAGCGGGCACCGGGAUCGGGAUCGGCACCGGGACCGGGGCGCUGGGCCGCCACCGCCUGCGUGGUGACCGGCGCUUCCCGCGGCUUCGGCCGCAGCCUGGCGCGGCUGCUGGCGCCGCAGCUCGGGCCCGGCUCGGCGCUGCUGCUGCUGGCGCGCUCCGAGGAUGCGCUGGCCGAGCUGGCGAGCGAGCUGCGCGCCGGGGCCACCGGCAGUGCCACCGGCAGUGCCACCGGCAGUGCCAUCGGCAGUGCCACCGGCAGCGGCGAGCUGCGGGUGCGGUGCGUGGCCGCUGACCUGGGCUGCGAGGAGGGGCUGCGGAGGGCGGGCGCUGCCCUGCGGGAGCUGCUGCGGGACGAGUCCUUCGGCCGCCUGCUCCUGGUCAACAACGCCGGCUCCUUGGGAGACAUCUCCAAAUCCUUCCUGGACCUCACCGACCUGGAGGAGAUCAACGCCUACUUCUCCUUCAACAUCAGCUCGGCGCUGUGCCUGACCUCCACGGCCCUGAGGGCCUUUGGGGCCCGGCCUGGCUGCAGCAGGACCGUGGUGAACGUCUCAUCCCUGUGUGCCCUGGAGCCCUUCCCCAGCUGGGCUCUCUACUGCUCGGGGAAGGCUGCCCGGGACAUGAUGUUCCGUGUGCUGGCGCUGGAGGAGCCCGGAGUCCGUGUGCUCAGCUAUGCCCCGGGGCCUCUGGACACGGACAUGCAGCUGCUGGCCCGCACCCAGACUGGAGACCCCGGGCUGCGCCAGCGCUUCCAGAGGCUGCAGGAGCAGGGGCAGCUCAUCCCGAGCUCCGUGUCAGCCCAGAAGCUGCUCCGGCUCCUGCAGGAGGAUUCCUUUCCCUCCGGAGCACACGUGGAUUUCUUUGACGUCUGAGCUCCUCCGCCUUUGCCUCCCUGCUUUGCUUCCAGCUGAGCCUUUCCCUGGUGCCUCCGGCACGGCCUGGUUCAAAUCCUGGGAUUUGGGGGGCUUUAAGGACACCCCUGGGUGCCUUUGGGUGCCCUCUGGGGCUGGGAAGCAGCUCCUGCUGCCGAGCCCUCGCUGGCAGGGCUGCAGUCCCUCACUCCCGGGCAUUUGGGAUUCGUCCCCACGGAAUGGCCCUGCAGGCUCAGACUCAGGAGUUUGUGGGACUCGAGGGCUGUGCCAGCCCCACGGACGCCCCAGCAGGAGCUGUGUCCCCGUGUGUGUCCCCUUUGUCCCCAAGGAGCCGUUCCUGGGUGGGGCUGUCCCCCCAAGCCCUGCUGAGGUGGUUGCUGGGGGAAGAGAUGGGAAUCUGGCUCCAUGGUUCAGAGGGCUGAUUUAUUGUUUUAUGAUGUUAUAUUAUACUAAAAAUGCCGUGCUAGAACUACGCUAAGCUAUGGAGAGAAAGGAUCCACCAGUCAAAAAAAUGAAUAACAAAAACCCGUGACAAACCAGGGAGUCUGACCCAGCUGGGGUGGGAUUGCUGGUCGGGUAAAACCAAUUCACGUGGAGCCAAUCCAAGGUGCCCCGGCUGGUGAACAGCCUCCGGAGCAAUUCCACAGCGAGCACACCCGGGUACAUUUCCUUUCUGGGGCUUCUCGGGAGAGAAAUCCCGGCGAAGGGAUUUUCCAUGACAGGUCACGGUGACACCUGGCUCUGUCCCUGCCCAGCAGGGCUCCUCCUGCGGGGCUGGGCGGGCUCCGGGCUGGGGAGCAGCACAGCCUCUCCCGGUGGUUUGCUCUCAAAGACCAGGAGCCGCCAGGAGAGGGAGCUGGCCUGGAGGAAUUGGGAAUUUUGGGAGCCUGGCUGGGCUCAGCAGCUCACACAAACCUGAGGAGAGGUCAGAGCGAAGACACAGCCCCGAGUUCCUGCCCUGCUCCCCUUGCAGGUGUGGGGUCCGAGCCCUACUGUGGGGUUCAGCCCCUUCCUUUUAACUGUUUGUGGGGGUUUUUUUGCCAUUUUUCCUUCAGCUUGCAGCAGGCGCAGACACACAGAGACUUUUCCUCUGGAAAGCUGAUGCAGAAAAGUUGUUUUGAAGACCUGAAAUGUGCCCUGGAAAUGGCCAGUGCCCCUCUGUGCCCCCUCCACCCCAACCCUGCAGCUCAGAUUCUGUCCCCCUGGCUCUCCGGUCAUUAAAAUUCUACACUCAUUAAAAUCA